This is a messenger RNA of Osmerus eperlanus (European smelt), 2373 nucleotides long. It is a transcript of the gene gucy1b2, whose product is annotated as guanylate cyclase 1, soluble, beta 2. Lineage: Eukaryota; Metazoa; Chordata; Actinopteri; Osmeriformes; Osmeridae. Gene Ontology annotation, cellular component: guanylate cyclase complex, soluble. The transcript has 16 exons. The coding region runs from base 138 to 2351 and encodes 737 amino acids. Gene Ontology annotation, molecular function: guanylate cyclase activity; heme binding. The record is from RefSeq and is a predicted model, not a curated record. Gene Ontology annotation, biological process: response to oxygen levels; cGMP biosynthetic process.
GAACAGGAGAUGUUGAGAGAGAUAAAUGGGUGAAGAUCAGUAAUAGAAGGAGCAACAGUAGCCUAUUGUCUGGUUUACAUUUGACAUAAAAACAUUUGAACCAAGUGAAACUUAGAGACACGCAAGACUCUUCAGAGAUGUAUGGAUUCAUCAACACCUGUCUCAAAUCUCUCGUCAUUGAGAAAUUUGGGGAAGAAACAUGGGAGAAAUUAAGUACUUUAGCCGAAGUUCAGGACACAUUCAUGACAUACGAGGUUUACGAUGACAUUUUGACACUGCGUUUGGUGCAGGAGGCUUGUAAGAUGCUCGAUGUCUCCUCAGAGGUUGUGCUGAAGCUGUUCGGAGGGUACUUCUUCAGAUUCUGUAAGAUGGCAGGGUACGAUGCCAUGCUGCGCACGCUGGGAGGAACCCUGGUGGAGUUUAUAGAGAACCUGGAUGCGCUUCACAGCUACCUGGCCCUGUCUUACGAGGAGAUGAAUGCUCCUUCCUUCCGUGUGGAAAAGAGUGAAGAUGGAAAGAUGAUUCUGCAUUACUACUCAGACCGGAAAGGCCUGUAUCAUAUAGUGCCAGGCAUUAUUGAAGCGGUGGCCAUGGACUUCUUUGACAGUGAAGUGAGCAUGACCAUCCUUAACCAGUCAGAAGAGGACGAACGCACAGGGAAGAAAGAGCAUGUGGUCUUCCUGGUUUCUCAGAGACCCCUGAAGUCAAAAAAUAAUCUGCAACCAGAAAAGACCAGCAGAGACGAGGAGAUUGUGCGAGACAAGGAGCAACAGGAAGACACUCUCAGGAAGAUGAGAGAGAGGUGUGCCCACCUGCCCCUCUGCCCUGCCGGUAAGAGGCCUCCCUGGGACAUGGUCAGGAGCAUCGUCAGGUUUGGAAAAGGAAAUCUCCUUCAGACGUUCACCCCAAUCUACCCUAACAAGCUGUGGAUGGACGAGAAGGCCUUCUGCAACGCCUUCCCUUUCCACAUCGUCUUCGACAAAGAUCUCAAGGUGAAGCAGACCGGAGUCAACAUCCAGAAGUUCGUCCCUGGUCUUCAGACCAUGGACAUUCGCCUGGACGAGUACUUCAGCAUCGUGCACCCCGAGGUGACCUUCAACAUCGAGAGCAUCAGAAAGUUCAUCAACAGCCAGUUUGUUCUGAAGACGAAGCGCAACAUGGUGCCUCAGAACGUUCAACACCACUCCACGCUGAAACUCAGAGGCCAGAUGGUAUGGAUGGAGGCCCUGGGCUGCAUGGUGUACCUGUGUUCCCCCAAGCUGCGCAGCCUGCAGGAGCUGGAGGAAAGAGGCCUUCACAUCUCUGACAUCGCCCAGCACGACACCACCCGUGACCUCAUCCUGCUCAACCAGCAACGCCUGGCAGAGAUGGAGCUGUCCAAUCAGCUGGAGCGCAAGAAGGAGGAACUAAGGAUCCUGUCCAGCCACCUGGAGGCAGAGAAGAAGAAAACUGAGACGCUGCUGUACGCCAUGCUGCCGCGCCACGUGGCCAAUCAGCUGAAGGAGGGGAAGAAGGUGGAGGCUGGUGAGUUUGAGGUGUGCACCAUUCUCUUCAGUGACGUUGUCACCUUCACUAACAUCUGCGCGGCCUGCGAGCCCAUCCAGAUCGUCAACAUGCUCAACUCCAUGUACUCCAGGUUUGACCGACUCACCAGCGUCCACGAUGUUUACAAGGUGGAGACUAUUGGAGACGCCUACAUGGUGGUGGGAGGGGUUCCCGUACCAACUGACAGCCACGCGGAGAGGGUCGCCAACUUCGCUCUGGGUAUGCGUAUUGCAGCCCGGGAAGUGACAAACCCUGUCACUGGCCAACCUAUCCAGAUCAGGGUAGGGCUGCACACAGGGCCUGUGCUGGCUGGUGUGGUGGGGGAAAAGAUGCCUCGCUUCUGCCUGUUUGGAGACACGGUCAACACUGCCUCCAGGAUGGAGAGUCACGGAGUCCCUGACCACAUACACCUCAGCCCCUUCACAUACAAGGCGCUAGAGAACAAGAGCUUUGAAAUCAUGUCAAGAGGAGAGAUUGAGGUGAAAGGCAAAGGCCUGAUGAACACCUACUUCCUGCUCCAGAACCUGCAUGUGUCCGAGGACGGCAUCAUGGGCAGAGGGGAGGGGGAGCCCUGCAUGUACAGGGACGACCCACCCACUCUGGAGGUCACCGCUAAAGAGACAAACGGUCACAUGAAGGAAGACAUUUCGACGAAUGACCACAGUCAGGACUCUGCAGUCCCGUCUACUGCUAGUGACCUCACCAACGAGGACGAGCCUUCGCUGGAGAGCAGCUGUCGUCGUGCAACACCCUUCCAGCAUGGCCGACUCACUGACGUCAACUCUCGCUUCUGCAACCUGCUGUGAGAAGCUGUGGAAGGUCUGGAAG